CAGGCUCACAGCCCAAGCACUCUGUGAGCCGCGCCGGGAGGAGGCAGCCGCCGCCGCCGCCGCUCGUGGUCGCGCAGUUCGUGCAGCCGCCGCCGGGCCCGCCGCCGCCGCGCCAUGGCUGAUCAGCUGACUGAAGAACAGAUUGCUGAAUUCAAGGAAGCCUUUUCCCUAUUUGACAAAGAUGGUGAUGGUACUAUCACAACAAAAGAACUGGGAACUGUCAUGAGGUCACUGGGUCAAAAUCCAACAGAAGCAGAAUUGCAGGAUAUGAUCAACGAGGUAGAUGCUGAUGGCAAUGGCACUAUCGACUUCCCUGAAUUUUUAACCAUGAUGGCCAGAAAAAUGAAGGACACAGACAGCGAGGAAGAAAUCCGUGAGGCAUUCCGAGUCUUUGACAAGGAUGGCAAUGGCUAUAUCAGUGCAGCAGAACUACGCCAUGUUAUGACAAACUUAGGAGAAAAGCUAACAGAUGAAGAAGUAGAUGAAAUGAUCAGAGAAGCAGACAUUGAUGGGGAUGGGCAAGUCAACUAUGAAGAAUUCGUACAGAUGAUGACUGCAAAGUGAAGAGACCUCCUUUACACCUUUUUUCCUCUAGAAGAAUCAAAUUGAAUCUUUUACUUACCUCUUGCAAAAAAAUGUUCAUUUAUUCAUUCUGUUUCUGUAUAGCAAAACUGAAUGUCAAAUUACCUUCUGUCCACAAACUGCAUGUAAUGGUUGGUGGUCCUGUCCCCAAAAGAUAAAGUUAAACAUCAGUUUUACAAUAUAAAUAAUUGUACUACCUUGAAAAUAAAAAAAAAAGGAAGCACUUAGUGAACUCGAAAGUUCCAUUUGCUAAUGACUAUUACACUGUUUGGGCUGGCCAGUUUUUCAUGCAUGCAGCUUGACAAUUGAGCACAGUCAGACAUGUGUAUUAAAAGGAAAAAAAAAAAACCUAAAGGAUCCACUCUUUUGUUCAACAGUGGAUUCUAGUUCAAUUUGUAGUAUAAAUUGUCAUAGCUGGUUUACUUUAAAAUUGGUUUAUACCUCAGGAUGGUAUGCAGCAAAAUGGUUGAAGGAUGUAAAACUUAAAGAAAAUGCCCUAAAGGUUGAGUGGUUCUCCUGUACGUAGCAGUGUGCUCCAAAAAUAGGAUGAUCUUAACUAUGGAUGGCAUGUCUGUUUUAAAAUACUGGUUGGUUUAACAUUGUCUGCAUUGCACUAUAGUGAAACGGGUGUCAGGCUGUUACCGUUCACAAAAUUUUUAAAAGAAACCUUCACCAAGGGAGCAUCUUUGGACUCUCAUAUUUUUAAAACCUUCUGUACCAUGACUUGGAGCUGGCGGAGUAGCCUGUGGACUUCAGCACAACUAUCAACAUUGCUGUUCAAGAUAUUACAAUUUAUGUCCAUUCCAAGUUGUAAAUGCUAGUCUUUUUUUUCCAAUAAAAGACCAUUAACUUAAAGGUGGUGUUAAAUGCUUUGUAAAGUUAAAAUAUAUAUAUAUAAUUGAGAUAAUAAACCAAAAAAAGCAGUAGGAGGGAAGUGUUUCUAUGAAUGACUUGCUGCUAAAUUAUAAUGCACAUGUAUGCAAUAAGUUAUCCCCUAUCUUUUCAAGAUGGCAAGAACUGACCUCCUGUAACCCAAGACCUUUGCUAUAAAUAAAUGAACUUGUGCUUGCCUUUCAUAUUACGACAAUGUUAAUUUAGUUGGUCUCAAAGUCGUGUAAUGCUGACUCGUCAACUAUCAGCACAGAAGUAACACCUCAUUUCACUACAGUGGAGAGCUCUGAGCAUGCAUGUCAAUACUGGGGAAACAUGUAUAGGUUGCUUAUGUUUUUUUGACAGGAUAUAAAAACUAGUUGGAGAAUUUGAACAGCAUGGACUUCAUAGAUAUCUGUGAUUCUCAAACAUGCCAAAAAUGCAUUUAUCUACCCGCAGAAAGAAAACAAAAGGACAUUUUACAAUAUGUAUUAAAAAAACCAAACUAAGCCUUUUUGGAAACUGGGGCUAUUAUGUCUUGACUUAUCUUCUCAAACACUUGCAUGAAUUUUGUGGGGUGGAGAAGAGGACUAGGGUUAAUUUAAAAAUGAUCUUGUUACUUCUGCUUUGCAUGCACUAGCAGUGCUUAGUCAUUCCAGUUCUCUGAAUAAGUGUUUUCUGAUCCUUCAGCUUUCCCAUGAAUGAGUGGCAAAGCAUCCGUGUGCACUCUUCUUUGUCUGAAAGAAGAAUGCUUAUCUUUCUUUUUUCUUAUUUUUUUUAAGCAGAGCCUCCAUGUGGAAGGCUUUUAUGCUUGGGAGGGAGGGACUGCAGCAUAAUUACCGACUAAGUUUUUGUUUCCAAAUGUAAUGGGUUGCAAACCAUAAUUGCUUGAUUGCAUUUGGUUUUGGAGAGUAUUGAUAUUGUCUCUAGGAAGAGAUGCAAGUCUCCAUUCAUCCUGUCUAACUGAGGUGCGUGUGUUAAGAACUUGGUUUGCUCAGUGGGGGUCAAGAGACACCUCCAGAAGGCAAUUGAGACUACCUGCCUUCAGUGAUUUUUUUUUUUUUUUUUUUUUUUUUUUUUCCCCCUCCCCUCUGGGGGGGUGGGGGGAGUUCGGGGUGACAAGGGACCCAGACACCUUAACCAAGUGCCUAAAAGUUAGAUGGGCUGAAUGUAGGCAAUUGCUUAGAUACCUAUUUGUUGCAAAGGCUUAUUGCUGUGGCUGUGAAUGCUGUCCUGGCAAACUGGCCUCAAUGAUAAGAAUGUCUGACUAACAUUUGAAAGUAGAGUCUUGCAUAGCAGCUGCAAACUGCUACUUCAGUAGUGCUUGAGAAUGGCUGCACUGAUUCUGUAGACCAGCUUUUAAAGAGAAUGUACUCAAGAGACAGGCAAGGUAGGAACAAUGGUUGCGGCUCUGAACUAAUUACUUCUGCCUGAGUGUGCAGAGAUCUUGUCUAGUAGGUAAAUGCUUCUUACCAUCUGUCAUUCACUCAUGGUUGGUAGGGUAGUUCACCUAAGAACAGCUGCUUUUAGCUUACUCAGUGUGCUCUGUGCUUGCUAGCAGAGACCUCAUCCUGCAAGAGGUUCUUGGCUUGAUUAGAAAUUGUCUGGCAGUGUGCAGUGUUGGUAUGCCCUGUAACUGAAUCUGCCUGGAGGUAUCUAAUUAUUAACUGACUUCAGUACCACAUCAACCUCGAGUAAAUGUAUCCUCUGUACAGGACUUAAGCUCUGUUCCCUUCUGCAUAGUGAAUAGAAAAAUGAAAUGGUGUCAUCAAGGUCUUCUUUUUUUUUUUUUUUUUUUUUUUUUUUUUUUUUUUUUUUUUUUUAAAUUUUUUUUUCCUGUGAGUGUGUGUGUGUGGCUUUGGCUUUUUCCAAAUGUGAAAGUGUGGGCUGGAUACACUUGGUGCAUGGCUUAGAAACAUGGGACUGGAAAGAACUUCCUGGGUCAUCAGAUCCAGUCCCCUGCUAUUGCAGGCAACCGUGUCAUAUAAUCCUUUUAAUAAACUGAUCAAGCUUAAACACCUGCUUGUAAGUGGCUUGUUUUCAUGGAAGUUCUGUAACUCAUGUUGCUCUCAACUGAUGCAAAUAAUAUAUGAAAUAUGAAGUUAAUCAAAAGGUCCUCCAGCUUAGCUUUAGAUUUAUCAUUACAUUUAUUUAACUGACUUUCUUGAACCUGUUAUUAUUUGCACAACACUCAGGAAAGUGUUGAGUCUUUACCCUCCUUGCUAUGAAUAAGAGUUGGUGUGCUUGCUUAUUUUUUUUAAUGAAAAAGAUGGAUGUCUGGCUUGUUGAAACCUGUUAGAUAUGUUAAUUGUCAAGGCAAGAAACAAUUGAGUUACUUGUAUUUGAUACAUAAAUUUAAGGCUAGAGUAUACGUAACCAUUUUUAAAACACAUCAACUUGCAGUGUAGUUUUAUAUUUAAUACUGAACUUGUACUGCUAAAGUUUAAACUGCUGUUAAUCAUAUUCCUCUUCUGAUCAUAAUGAAAAAAUAAAGGGUAAGAAAAUGCUUAACAUA
Molecule: messenger RNA, 3967 nt
Organism: Corvus hawaiiensis (hawaiian crow)
Lineage: Eukaryota; Metazoa; Chordata; Aves; Passeriformes; Corvidae
Gene: CALM1
Product: calmodulin 1
Exons: 6
Coding region: 115-564 (149 amino acids)
Molecular function (GO): calcium ion binding
Source: RefSeq, a predicted model, not a curated record